AUGGCUGGGAGGAAGAAGGUGAAGCUAGCCUACAUCAUGAACGACGCAAGUCGAAAAACGUCAUACAAUAAAAGGAAGAACGGCUUCAUUAAGAAGAUGCAUGAAAUCAAUAUUCUUUGUGAUGUUCCAGUAUGUGGUAUUAUGUACAGUCCAUAUGAGUCUCAACCUGUUGUCUGGCCCAAUCUUUUGGAAACGCAACGCCUCAUCACCAAGUUUAGGAGCAUGCCCGAGGCAGAGCGGAAUAAGAAGAUGGUGACCCAUGAGAUGUUUUUGAAGCAGAGGAUUGAAAAGGAGCAGGAGAAGCUGAACAAGCUGAAGAAAGAGAACCGGGAGAAGCAAAUUCGGAUGCUCAUGAACCAGUGUCUUACUGGAAGGCCCCUGAUUGGCUUGGACUUAAACGAUUUGAACGAUAUGGAGUGUAUGAUCAAGGAGUGCGUGACAGAGAUUGUCGCACAGAUCAAGAGCCGGAAGGAGGAGAAUCUGGCGGAGAGGAACCAACCCCAAGUUGCACGUACACAAGUGCUAGCACCCUCAACUGAUCAGAACAUGCAUGCAGCAAUGGAAACACAAAUGUUUGAUCUAAACAACAUGGACGCCAUGCAGACGGCUCCAUGGUUCGUAGGGGACGUGUCAAACCAACAUUUCGGCUAUGUUGAUGAUCAGAUCCCGCCCCUUUAA
Messenger RNA from Malus domestica (apple), 678 nucleotides. RefSeq names its product agamous-like MADS-box protein AGL80. Lineage: Eukaryota; Viridiplantae; Streptophyta; Magnoliopsida; Rosales; Rosaceae. Gene Ontology annotation, molecular function: protein dimerization activity; RNA polymerase II cis-regulatory region sequence-specific DNA binding; DNA-binding transcription factor activity, RNA polymerase II-specific. Gene Ontology annotation, biological process: positive regulation of transcription by RNA polymerase II. The record is from RefSeq and is a predicted model, not a curated record.